AUGACUGGGAAAAUUAGGCUGAAGCGUAUAGCUUUUAUUCACCCAGAUUUGGGUAUAGGAGGUGCUGAGAGACUUGUGGUUGAUGCUGCUGUAGGGCUACAAGAGUUGGGAAGUGAAGUAACCAUUUAUACCUCGCAUUGUGACUUGAGUCAUUGUUUCGACGAGGUGGCAUCGGGUCAAUUGAAAGUCAAAGUGUAUGGGGAUUUCUUACCGACACAAAUACGGAAACGUUUCCACAUUUUAUUUGCCAUAAUGAGACAAUUUUAUUUGACUCUUGUAUUGAUUUUCUCGGGAGAAAUCAACAAGGUUGAUUAUUUCAUAGUGGAUCAAUUGUCGUUUUGUAUUCCGCUUUUGAAUUUAUUCAGUAGCGAUACUUGCCGGAUUUUGUUUUAUUGUCAUUUCCCAGACCAAUUAUUGACCAAGAGGAACGGAUGGGUCAAGAGUCUAUACCGUGUCCCAUUUGAUUUUAUAGAGGAAGCAUCUACUGGCUGUGCUGACCAGAUUGUGGUGAAUUCGAAUUUCACCAAGAAAAUUUUCCACGAUACGUUUAAGAACUUAACUCAAGUAGAUCCUGGGGUUAUCUACCCUUGUGUCAAUGCAAGUUUGAGCACUAUUGAAAUAACCGAGUCAGAUGAAGAAGUUUGCAAUUUUUUCAAAAAUUCAAGAUAUUUUUUGUCAAUAAAUAGAUUUGAAAGAAGUAAAGAAAUUGAACUUGCAAUCAAGGCCUUUGCCAAACUGAAGAGAAUACUUCCAGGUAAACCAAGGCUAGUAAUUGCUGGUGGGUAUGAUUCCCGAGUCGUUGAGAAUGUUGAAUACCUAAAAGAAUUAACUCAGCUAUGUGAUGAGUUGAAAUUGACAAACUUUACAGUAAGGGGAAAGCUUAUUAUCAUGCCUCCAUCAACAGAUGUGUUGUUUCUUCCAAGUAUCAGAACGUCGCUCAAAAAUUCAUUAUUGAAAAAUGCUGAGCUCUUAUUGUAUACUCCAGGUAGAGAACAUUUCGGAAUCGUUCCUGUUGAAAGUAUGCAGUUCAAGACUCCGGUAUUGGCCAGAAACUUUGGUGGUCCUUUAGAAACAGUUGUUCAUUUUGAUGGAACCAAUAUCGAUGAAGCUACCGGGUUUGUUGAACUGGGAGACUAUGAAAAAUGGGCAAAGAUAAUGAUUAAAUAUUUCAACGAAACAAGUGAACAAAUUAAGAAAGAGUUGGGUAAUAAUGGAUAUAAACGGGCCAUGAAGAAAUUUUCAAGAAUCGAAACAAGCAAUGAAUUUGCAAUAAACUUACAGCAUGCUUCAAAAAGCGCAAAGAAAAACACCAUAUCUAUAUGGAUUUUGUUCAUUAUCCCAGUUAUUAUUAGUAUCGUUAUUGCAUUUAUCACAUAUAGAAUUCUACUUGUAUAA
This is a messenger RNA of Lodderomyces oxycetoniae, 1395 nucleotides long. It is a transcript of the gene ALG2, whose product is annotated as GDP-Man:Man(1)GlcNAc(2)-PP-dolichol alpha-1,3-mannosyltransferase. Gene Ontology annotation, cellular component: endomembrane system. Gene Ontology annotation, molecular function: GDP-Man:Man(1)GlcNAc(2)-PP-Dol alpha-1,3-mannosyltransferase activity; alpha-1,3-mannosyltransferase activity. The record is from RefSeq and is a predicted model, not a curated record. Lineage: Eukaryota; Fungi; Ascomycota; Pichiomycetes; Serinales; Debaryomycetaceae. Bases 1 to 1395 code for a protein of 464 amino acids. The transcript has a single exon.